AUGACGUCCAGGGUACUGCUGUGUGACCUCUGCGUCAUCCUGCUCUGCGGGCUCACUCUGAUAUUGGCUGAAGAGAAAACUAACAGUUCACCACUGCCAGACGAUGGUCCAAAGGGUAAUUGUUCGUGCGGAGGGUUUCCAUCAAGCACAAUAGAUCCAGGAAGUCAGCCAAUCCUGUCACAGACCCCCGGCUUGGUGGUGAAGUGUGACGAUGAGGGCGCUAGCACCUGUAAGAGCCUUUGUAACGCCUUGGCCACGGCUACUAAGGCGAAAGGACCUGAGGUGUUGUGCAAUAGGCUUAAGAAUGCAAAGGAAUUAAAGUUAUCAGCCUUCUAUCAAAUUUGCGAUCAUGCGUGGACGUUCGCAGACAUGACAGCGGAUGAGCCGCUUUGCUGUGAAGAAUCCAAAGUAAAGACUUGCCCUUCCAUGGAGAAGGCAAACUCUACAGAUACAAUCGACGCUAAGACAGUAAUGUAA
Messenger RNA from Spodoptera littoralis (African cotton leafworm), 477 nucleotides. The record is from the annotation of a GenBank genome assembly. NCBI's taxonomy places the organism in Eukaryota, Metazoa, Arthropoda, Insecta, Lepidoptera, Noctuidae.